Molecule: messenger RNA, 1032 nt
Organism: Lottia gigantea (owl limpet)
Lineage: Eukaryota; Metazoa; Mollusca; Gastropoda; Lottiidae
Exons: 1
Coding region: 1-1032 (343 amino acids)
Biological process (GO): DNA replication
Molecular function (GO): nucleotide binding; DNA-directed DNA polymerase activity; DNA binding
Source: RefSeq, a predicted model, not a curated record
AUGUCGGAUUUAGACCGUGAAUAUCCGAGAGCGGAAAGUGGAAGAUCGUUUCUACCAGAAGAAGAAAAAGAAUUUGUGAAACUCUUCAAUAAACAAAAAUUCAGACCUAGAACAGCUAUUUUAACAGUGUGGUUUGACUAUCCCAAAAACAUGUUCUUCCAACCGAUACCAGCUAAAGAUAAAAUCACUUUCACGAAUAAAGAAGGUAAAAAGGAAACUGGCAACAAAAUCAGGUUCAGAAAUGGUUUCUGUCACGACGUUUUAACAUCGGUCGAUAUUCAAGAAAUAGUGAAAGCCGGUGGACGAAUUAUUAGAAUAUUAGAUGGUAUAGUUUACGAAGAAAAUUUUAAAACUCCACCCUAUAGAGAUUAUAUCUUAAUUUUGAGAGAUCUAAGAAAUAAAUAUAAACGAGAAGGUAAAAUCGUGGGUAGUAAUUGCAUGAAAUUAUUAGGUAAUUCCUUGUAUGGUAAAUCAAUUCAGAAAGAUAUAUUCACAACUAGACAUUUAUGGAAUGAAGCAACCUUACAGGCCAACUUUGAUUCACGCGUUAAAACCUAUGAGAAAAUUAAUGAUACUCAAUAUAUUGUUGAAACAGAAAUUGAAGAAAAAGAGACCGAAGAUAGUAAAUCUACACGACUAACACCUAGUCAUUUGGGAUCAUUCGUUUUAUCUCACAGUAAAAAAAUAAUAAACAAUUUCAUUCACGUCAUAAAUGGAUUUUAUAAACCCGAAAUUUACUAUACCGACACCGAUAGUUUGUACAUUUCAUCCAAAAAUUGGAAAAAACUAAACAGAGCUGGUUUGGUCUCCGAAAAAGACUAUUGCAAAGGUAAAAACGAUUACGGUGACGGUGGAAUUAUAUUUGGUUUAUAUUUAGCACCAAACGUCAAAUACAACAUCGUUUUGACUUCUGAUGGUGUCUUAAAAGAAAAGAAAACGUUUAAAGGUUAUUCUAAUGAUAAGAUAAGUGUAGAAGAUUACGUUCAGUUAGCAAGCGGACAUGAUGUGUCGAACGAAUUUAAUAAACCAUGA